AAUAAUAUUAUUAUUAUGAAUGAGAAAUAUCAACAGACAUCUAAACAACCGACUGUUGAUGAAUUUGACAAAUAAAUAUUUAUAUUUAUUAUUUUUAAAAUUAAUAAUAUAUUUAUAAUAAUUAUAUUGAUGAUAAAGAAUGACGUCUUAUUUUUAAAACUAAAAAUAUAUUUUUCAUUAUUGUUUAUCAAACUUAAAGCCCCCCCAGUAAAGCUGAUAAUGGAAAAAAAAAAUAAUAAUAUUACUGAUAAAUAGGAAAGACUUGGCAUCAACAAUAUAACACAUCAUCAAAUUUUAUUCUAAGAAUCAUCAGACCACACUUGUUGGACGCCAUCAAAUAGCACAACACGUGCAUUCAGCUUGAUAACUUUUAAAAGCCGGUUUAAAUUGUUUUAUAUAUUUUAAUAAAUAUAUUAAAAAUAAUAAAAAAUGUCUUCAGGAAAAUUGGCAUUAUUGAGUGUAUCAGACAAGACAAAUCUCUUGUCAUUUGCUAAAAAACUUCAUGAACUUGGUUUGACUCUUGUUGCAUCUGGUGGAACAGCAAAAUCAUUGAGAGAUGCUAAUUUACCAGUUAAAGAUGUUUCUGAUAUAACUGGAGCACCAGAGAUGCUUGGUGGAAGAGUUAAAACUCUUCAUCCAGCUGUUCAUGGAGGAAUUUUGGCAAGAGAAAUUGAGUCAGAUAAAGCUGACAUGAAACGUCAAAGCUACGAGUACAUUCGUAUUGUUGUAUGUAAUUUAUAUCCAUUUGUAAAUACAAUAAACAAGCCUGAUGUUACAAUUGCUGAUGCUGUUGAAAAUAUUGAUAUUGGUGGUGUAACAUUACUUCGUGCUGCUGCUAAAAAUCAUGCAAGAGUCACUGUAAUCUGUGACCCAAAUGACUAUGAAAAGGUCAUAAGUGAAUUAGAGUCAUCUGAUGAUAAUGAUACAUCCCCAGCAACGAGACAAUUAUUUGCUUUAAAAGCAUUUACUCAUACAGCUCAAUAUGACGAUGCAAUAUCAGAUUAUUUUAGAAAACAAUAUAGCUCUGGUGUAUCACAAUUAACACUUCGUUAUGGCAUGAAUCCUCAUCAAAAACCAGCUCAAGUAUUUACAACAUUAGAAAAUUUACCACUAACAGUUGUCAAUGGUUCACCAGGUUUUAUCAACCUUUGUGAUGCUCUAAAUGCAUAUCAACUUGUUAAAGAAUUAAAAUCAGCAUUAAAUUUACCAGCAGCAACAUCAUUUAAACAUGUUAGUCCAGCUGGUGCUGCUGUUGGUAUACCACUUGAUAAAAUUCAAGCAAAAUUAUGUCAAGUUGAUGAUAUUAUUGAUGAAUUAACACCAUUAGCAACAGCAUAUGCUCGUGCACGUGGUGCUGAUAGAAUGUCAAGUUUUGGUGAUUUUAUUGGUUUAUCUGAUACAUGUGAUGCAAUAACAGCACGUAUUAUAUCACGUGAAGUAUCUGAUGGUAUUAUUGCACCUGGUUAUACAAAUGAAGCAUUAGAUAUAUUAAAAAAAAAGAAAAAUGGUAAUUAUUGUGUUUUAAAAAUUGAUGAACAUUAUGAACCAACACCAAUUGAAAAAAAAACAUUAUUUGGAUUGACACUUGAACAACAAAGAAAUAAUGCUAUUAUUAAUGAAUCAACAUUUUCAAAUAUUGUUACUAAAAAUAAUAAAUUAAGUAAUGAUGCAAUGAGAGAUUUAAUUGUUGCAACAAUUGCUGUUAAAUAUACACAAAGUAAUUCAGUAUGUUAUGCUAAAGAUGGACAAGUUAUUGGUAUUGGUGCUGGACAACAAUCAAGAAUUCAUUGUACAAGAUUAGCUGGUGAUAAAGCUGAUAAUUGGUGGUUGAGACAACAUGAAAAAGUAACAAAUAUGAAAUUUAAAAAAGGUAUUAAAAGAGCUGAAAUAUCAAAUGCCAUUGAUAAUUAUGUUAAUGGAUCAAUUGGUAAAGAUAUGGAUGAAAAACAAUGGGCAUCAAUGUAUGAAAUUGUACCUGAUAAAUUAACUGAACAAGAUAAAAUUGAUUGGAUUAAAAAAUUGGAUAAUGUUGCUAUAAGUAGUGAUGCAUUCUUUCCAUUUAGGGACAAUGUUGAUAGAGCUAGACUUAGUGGAGUUAAAUUUAUUGGAAGCCCAGCUGGAUCUACCAUGGAUCAAGUUGUCAUUGAGGCUUGUAAUGAGCAUGACAUAACACUUGCUCACACCAACAUUCGUCUUUUCCAUCAUUAAAUUAUUUUGAUACUUUUUUUUUUUUUUUUUGUAAUAAAUCCUGGUUGUCUGUGACAACAUUUUAAAAUAAUUUGUUUAUCUUAUAUUUCUUUUUUCAAUGGCAAUUUAUCAACAACGUCAAUAUAUUUUUGACCCAAAUUAUAGAUUUAAAAACAAGCAUUUUAUAUGCCUUUUUUUUGAUAAAUAAAUUAUAUAUUAAGACAGAUUAUUAUUUAUAUAUUAUUAUUUCAAAAUAACACACAAUUUUGUAAACAAAUUAUUGUUGUUAUUAUUUUUUUUUU
Molecule: messenger RNA, 2489 nt
Organism: Aphidius gifuensis
Lineage: Eukaryota; Metazoa; Arthropoda; Insecta; Hymenoptera; Braconidae
Product: bifunctional purine biosynthesis protein ATIC
Exons: 5
Coding region: 430-2208 (592 amino acids)
Biological process (GO): 'de novo' IMP biosynthetic process
Cellular component (GO): cytosol
Molecular function (GO): phosphoribosylaminoimidazolecarboxamide formyltransferase activity; IMP cyclohydrolase activity
Source: RefSeq, a predicted model, not a curated record